Messenger RNA from Cyphomyrmex costatus, 1206 nucleotides. Its product is annotated as maspardin. The transcript has 8 exons. The record is from RefSeq and is a predicted model, not a curated record. NCBI's taxonomy places the organism in Eukaryota, Metazoa, Arthropoda, Insecta, Hymenoptera, Formicidae. Gene Ontology annotation, molecular function: nucleic acid binding; RNA-DNA hybrid ribonuclease activity.
AUGAGUGUCCUGAAAGCUUUACGGAAUAUUUACAAAUUAAAGCAUCAAACACAUGUGAUCCAAGAGAUUAAUCAAGCGUUGAUCAACUGUAAACUCAAACAAAAAGACAUAGAAUUAGUGUGGAUUCCGGCCCACAAAAAUAUUUUAGAUAACGAAAAUGCUGAUUCCUUAGCUAAGAAAGCUGCUAUCGAGAGUCCUAUGCUGGGAAGUGAUGUUCCACAUUCUGACGUUGAUAGCAUAUUUAAAUCUCUUUAUAUCAAAGAGAGCGAAGACUUCUUGUAUCAGAGAGCUAUCACUUUAAACAAAGGAACUUAAAAACAAAAUAUGUCUUCGUACUCGAGCGAGCUGUCACGCUCGCAAGAAUAUCAGAGUUUUCGCAGCUCCGUACCGCUUAGAAAAAUUGUUGUUGAUGCUGACGGCGCGAAGGGAUGGAAGGUGUACGAUUCCAAUCCAAAAACUAUCAAGUGUCCACUUAUAUGUCUUCCACCUGUCUGUGGUACUGCUGAUAUUUUUUUUAGACAAAUAUUAGGUCUGGCUGCCAAAGGUUAUAGAGUUAUCUCAGCUGAGGCACCAGUAUAUUGGAAUAUAAAGGAAUGGUGCGAUGGAUUCAGAAAGUUGUUAGAUUAUCUAGAACUUGACAAAGUCCAUCUUUUUGGUGCUUCCUUAGGUGGGUUUUUGGCACAAAAAUUUACAGAGAUAAAUGCACACUGUCCUAGGGUAGUGUCUCUGGUUUUGUGUAAUACCUUCACAGACACGUCUGUAUUUAGUUACAAUGAUUCUGCAGCAGUUUUUUGGAUUUUACCUUCACUGGUAUUAAAGAAAAUGGUAAUGGGAAAUUUUACAACGGAAAAGAUUGAUGGGGAGAUAAUAGAAGCAAUUGAUUUUAUGGUCGAACGGCUGGAGAGUUUAACACAACCCGAAUUAGCGUCUCGUUUAACAAUGAAUUGCAUAAAUUGUUAUGUACAACCUCAAAAGAUAUGCCACUUACCUGUAACAAUAAUAGAUGUUUUUGACGAAUAUGCGUUAUCAAAUGCAGUUAGAGAAGAAGUGUACAAAUGCUAUCCAAAUGCAAAACUAGCACAUUUGAAAAGUGGUGGAAAUUUUCCAUAUCUAAGUCGAUCCGCUGAAGUUAACUUACAUUUACAAAUUCACUUAAGACAAUUUGAAGGUACGGAAUAUACGGCGUUAGAAAAAGUUACGAUUUAG